AGAGGGGCGCCGAGCCCCGAGGGACGGGCUGCGCCGCGGCUAGGUCUCGCCCGGCUCCCGCCCCUUAGUCCAGACGCGCGCCCCUCGCGGGGGUCCUGUCUCGGAUGCGGCAAGGCGGCCGCGGAGCGCCGCGCCGUCGGGGGUCUUUCUCGCCCGGCGCGUCCCUCCCGCGGCGCUCGGCUCGUGAGCCAACAGCCCCCUGCCGCCUCUCGGCCGCCCUGGCCGCCAGCUCUUCCAUGCGGGUGCCCGCCCGGGGCCGGCCAUGAGCCAGACGGAGCUGUCCACCUGCGCGGCGCCCGCCCCGCCGAGCCAGCGCGUCUUCCAGGAGGCGGUGCGCAAGGGCAACACCAAAGAGCUCCAGUCCCUGCUGCAGAACAUGACCAACUGCGAGUUCAACGUCAACUCCUUCGGGCCCGAGGGCCAGACGGCGCUUCACCAGUCGGUCAUCGACGGCAACCUGGAACUGGUCAAGCUGCUGGUCAAGUUCGGCGCCGACAUCCGGCUGGCCAACCGCGACGGCUGGAGCGCCCUCCACAUCGCCGCCUUUGGGGGCCACCAGGACAUCGUCCUCUACCUGAUCACCAAGGCCAAAUAUUCCUCGGGCAGCCGGUGAUGCCCGCCUGCCGGGGCAGGGAUGGGGCGGAGGGGGCUGCGGGACUCGACCAGACGAGGCCGGCCGGCCCAUCGGGCUGUUCCGGUGAAGGCGACGUGCCGCUGGGGCCGCCGAAGAACAUGGA
Heteronotia binoei (common prickly gecko) is the source of this 737-nucleotide messenger RNA. RefSeq names its product NOTCH regulated ankyrin repeat protein (gene NRARP). Bases 263 to 613 code for a protein of 116 amino acids. The transcript has a single exon. Gene Ontology annotation, cellular component: cytoplasm. Lineage: Eukaryota; Metazoa; Chordata; Lepidosauria; Squamata; Gekkonidae. The record is from RefSeq and is a predicted model, not a curated record. Gene Ontology annotation, molecular function: phosphatase regulator activity; protein binding; enzyme inhibitor activity.